Molecule: messenger RNA, 1074 nt
Organism: Cajanus cajan (pigeon pea)
Lineage: Eukaryota; Viridiplantae; Streptophyta; Magnoliopsida; Fabales; Fabaceae
Product: auxin-responsive protein SAUR36
Biological process (GO): response to auxin
Source: RefSeq, a predicted model, not a curated record
GAAUAUUUUGCGCCACAUAAAAAAUCGCAAUAACCAAGCCUAACGCGUUGGUCACUUCCUAAGCAGAAACAACCUGGAAACCGGUUCUUUCAUUUCCUCGUCCUCGUACUCAGGUUUGGAUCCCAUGGCGCAAUUUAAUGUUCCGCAAUGAAAGUCAACAACGUGUGAAAGCCAUGUCAAACCUCCCCUCAUCGCUCUCAGAGAUUUGCCUCACCCAGUUUCGCCUUGCCAUGUCCACGGCAGACCCAUGGCCCUUCUCAUGAACCCCACCGCACGCUAGCGCCUCCUCCCCUUCACUUCCAUUCCCAUACACACCUUUCUCUUUCACUCCCCCAAAGGCGCAUGUCCAAGAUUCGCGGAUUCAACCUCAGGACGCGCCUCAUCCGGGUCUCCAAAUGGGUCUUAAGAAAGAUCCGGAUCCGGAACUCGACCCGACCCGGAUACCGUCGCCUGGGUUGGUCCUCUAAGUCACCCAUGGCGAAGCUCCGGAGGUGGGGCCGCAAGUUGACGGCAGGUGCGAAGUCGAUCUUGAAAGUGACAGCCGAAUCGGGUUAUGCCCAAUUAGGGUCAGAACCGGAUCCAAGUGUGCCGAAGGGACACCUGGCGGUGUACGUGGGGCAGAAGGAUGGCGAGUUGCACCGUGUUAUGGUGCCGGUGAUAUACUUCAACCACCCUUUGUUUGGGGAGUUGCUGAAGGAAAGAGAGGAGGAGUUUGGGUUCCACCACGAAGGUGGAAUCACCAUCCCGUGUCGGGUCACGGAGUUCGAACGGGUCAAGACCCGAAUCGCUUCUGGAUCUCGCCGGACCACUCGUCACAAAAUAAUUGCCUGGCGCUAAUCCUCAUGCUGAGGUGCUCCUGAUUGCCCAUCUUGUAACUCAACAAAUGAGAAAAUUGUUUUUUAUUUUUUGUUUAUAUAUAUUUUACCCAAAAAAAGAAAUAUUUCUCGAUAACGGUGUUUGCUGUUUAGCUUUUCUUUUUACCAAUUUUUGUUUCUUGAUGUAUAUUCUUUAGCUUUCCUGUUUAGCUUUUGAUAAUGGUGUGUAAAUUAAGUGCAGAAAGAAUUUGUUUUUCAA